Messenger RNA from Penicillium canescens, 1650 nucleotides. RefSeq lists its product as uncharacterized. The transcript is spliced from 4 exons. Lineage: Eukaryota; Fungi; Ascomycota; Eurotiomycetes; Eurotiales; Aspergillaceae. Bases 1 to 1650 code for a protein of 549 amino acids. The record is from RefSeq and is a predicted model, not a curated record.
AUGGAGCACAAUUUACAGGCAGCGUCAACCUAUGUCAACAAUAUCUUGCUGGCUCGGGGCCUGCUGAGAGGUGGCCGGGCUAUUGAUUUCGCCGAUCCUGAAAAUGAAGAGGGAGGGACCGACGGUACCAUGGCCCGAGUGAUUAACUUGGUGAAUGAUCUGGUGCUGAGGAGAGACCGCGAAGCUGAGCACCGCGAGAGCUUAGCGACGACUAUUCGCACGUUGCAGGCGAGCGAGUCGGAGCAGACCGUGGAGAUUGGAAAACUCAAGACGAAAUCAGCAGACUUGACCCGCUCGCUAGCGCUGGCAGAGGCGCAGGAACGAUCACUCAAGUCCAAUCUUUCCAGCGCCGAAGCUACGAUCCGAGGAUUCAAAGAACAAAUCCAGCGCAUGAAGAGUACGGUUCAGCAAGUGCGCGCGCAAUGCGCCAACGAUAUUCGCAAACGGGAUUUGGAAAUGCAGAAGCUAAAGUCGCAUUUGGACGAGAGACGGAGGGGAAAGCGAGAGGGUCUGACUGUCACCACAAUCAACAUCAACCCUGCAGCCGAUCGAUCACGACUUGGGGCUAGCGGUGGAGAUCGAGUCAAUGAUCCGGGGUACAGCUUGAAACAGGAGACGACUGACUUUUUAACGGAGCUGUGUCAGAAUCUCAGCGACGAGAAUGAUACAUUAAUUGAGCUUGCACGGAGCACUGUCCAUACCCUGAAGGACCUACAAGGGAUUCCACAGCAUGACCAGGGGAAGAAUGAGAAUGAACAGGCGAGUAUGGGUGCAAGUGUGGGACCGAACAAGUCUUCGGGGCCUGUUACUUCACUUCCAACUUCCUGUGAAGAGCUGUCUGUUCAUAUGGAAACAGUAUUGGAUCAUCUGCGGACACUCCUUACAAACCCCUCUUUCGUGCCUCUUGAAGAAGUUGAGACGAGAGAUGAAGAGAUCAAGCGGCUGCGGGAAGGCUGGGUAAAGAUGGAAAGCCGCUGGAAACAGGCGGUUACUAUGAUGGGGGGUUGGCAGCGUCGCCUUGCAGAUGGUGGAGACUCCAUCCGGCCCGAAGAAUUGAAGCGCGGCAUGAACCUCGAUCUCAGCAUUAACUCGAACGAGGACAGUAUGCAAAGCAUGUCAGAGUCCAACCCCAUCCCGACAAUUUUGGAAGACCAAGGCGAGGAAGACAUGAGUGAUUCCGAGCAGAAAGCACCAGAGCCCGAAAUGGCCCAACCACCGAAGACCAGGUCUAAGAUUCGCAAAGUACCCGAGCGACCAGACCGAGCUUUAAGGGAGCGGAGUGAAAAUGCAAUGACAAAACGUCCCCGAAAGGUCUCUUUCACACCAGGCCUACAAGGCUCACCAUGCGUUUCCACCCCGGAAGACGACACGUUACCAAUCAAAGCAUACAAAACCGAGUCUGUCACGCAGAGAUCCUCCAGACGAAAGACCGAAACAAAAGACACCCGUCAGCCCAAUGCCAACGAAUCACAAAUGAGCGUUCACGAAAAGCUAGCCGCGGUCGAAGACGAAGCACGCGCAGCUCAAAAUGAACGCAAGGAGCGCGAAUCAAGAAAGAGGAGCCGUCCAGAGAAGGCCCGGCCAGCGAACCGGCGUCGUAGUACCCUCACAACUGACGAGCUCGAUGAUCUGAUGGGCGUAGCCCGGUAA